AUGCAUGCUGAUGACUUCGACGGAGCACCAGAAAUCUUCAGGAACUACGGGUUCAUCGAGAAACCUCCUGUGAUGUGGUGGUUUAACAGCGUGAAAACCGAGCACCGCCAUGCUUGGAUCCAGCUAGACGACGAUGGUGCCACAAGCUGGUUUGCAGACACUGAAGAUCACGGGCCCGGUACUAACUUGACUGGGCUGGUGCUGGAGGGGGAAGCUCUGCUGGAAGAUCUCAAGGUGCGUGAAGAGCGCAUGGGUUUGCUGGUUGGCGCGGGGAGCGAGGAUGAGCCCUUCUCCUUUCAGGGCUCCAAUGGUGGCAAACAUCGCCGGAUGGCCUUGGCUUUCCGCCAGGCCUUCAAGACUGCUCUCAAAGCAGCCAUCAAGGCAGCCAAAGCUGAGACGAACGGCGGCAGGGUGGAGCUUUAA
This is a messenger RNA of Symbiodinium pilosum, 423 nucleotides long. NCBI's taxonomy places the organism in Eukaryota, Dinophyceae, Suessiales, Symbiodiniaceae. The record is from the annotation of a GenBank genome assembly.